AUGCCUAGAUCUCUUAAUUCUCAUAUAUCUAAUUUAGAAGCUGAAUCAUGUAAAGAGGAAAGAUUCUCUAUAACUAAAGAACAUGGACCAAAAGGAAGUGAUGACUUAGUAUUUCAUAAAGCUUCUUUCCCAUAUGAUUGGUUUAAUACAUCAGAAAAAAUAGAUGCUACUUCUCUUCUUCCUAUUGAGGCUUUUGACAGUAUUCUUAACAAAUCUAAAUACUCAGAAAAAGAAUCUUUUGAUAUAAUAAUAUUUAGAGAUUAUUAUAAUUUUUAUCUUAAUCUUGACAUACUAUUAUUAGCAGAUUGUUUAGAAGGAUUUCGCAAAUUAAUGAAAAGUAAAUUUGGAUUAGAUAUUGCUCACUAUGUUUCUCUCCUUUCAUUUGCAGAAGAUGCUUUAUAUAAAACUACAGAACAAGAGAUUAAGCUAUUUAUUGAUGAUAAUAUGUACCUCUUCUGUAAGAAAGGUAUCCAAGAAGGUAUUUCAAUGAUCUCUGAUAAUGCAGAAAAAGACUAUAUUUUGGAAGUUGAUCUUGACUAUCCAUAUAAAUUACACAAAGCUCAUACUUCAUAUCCUUUAGCUUCUGAAAAUAUCAAGAUUUCUAAAGAGGAAAUAAGUAAGCGUGAACAAAAGAUUAUUAAUGAUUUAAAAUAUUAUACAAAGACUAAGAAACUCAUUUCAAAUCUCAAUAAUAAGAAAAAGUAUAUAGUUCAUUAUCGAGCAUUACAAUUUUAUAUAAAGCAGGAAAUGGUACUUAUUAAAUUCACCAAGCUAUAG
Molecule: messenger RNA, 777 nt
Organism: Racocetra fulgida
Lineage: Eukaryota; Fungi; Glomeromycota; Glomeromycetes; Diversisporales; Gigasporaceae
Source: the annotation of a GenBank genome assembly